AUGAUCCCCCUCAUUCCCCUCGCCCUCCUCAUCCUCACCUCCUACCUCAUAUACCACUAUGUUAUAAACCCUUACUUCCUCUCUCCCCUAUCUUCUAUCCCCAAUGCCCAUUUCACCUCCCCACUAUCCGGCCGCUGGAUCGACCGCAAGCGCAGCACAGGGACGGAAGUGCUCACCAUCUACGCCCUGCAUCAAAAGCACGGCCCUAUCGUUCGUCUCGGACCGAAAGAGCUGAGCGUCAAUUCUCUCCAUGGCUUGAGGGUAAUAUAUACGGGCGCAUUUGAAAAACACGCCUUCUACAACGAUGUCUUUGUCAAUUUCAACACCGAAAACUUGGUCGGCAUGACGCACAAUGCGCCGCACGCGCACCAGAAGCGCAUGCUGAGUAAGAUCUACUCCAAGUCAUUCCUCCAGGAAUCUGGUGAUCUGCGCACGAUCUCGAAAGUUAUUCUGCGGGACAGGCUUAUGCCUAUCCUCAAGACCGCUGGAGAGGGUGGAGAGGUGUUGAAUGUGCUGCCGCUCUUUCAGGCAGUUGGGAUGGACUUUACCUCCUCUUUCCUCUUUGGAUUGAGGGAAGGAACGAGGUAUUUGUUUAAUAUCCCCGAGUGGAAGAUAUGGUUAGAGGAGUAUGAGCAGUUCAAGUAUUUGAGUCGGGAUGACCGGUAUAUGGGUUUUAUUGAGGCGUGGUGCCUAGAAUUUUGUACCCGGAUAGAGGCGUCGAAAACACAGAAGAUCUUCAGUGAUGAGGGGAAACUACCAUCCACGAACCCGGUCGUCUAUUACCAGCUGCGCCAGAGCCUCCUCGCUCAGAAAGAACACGAUCAGCGUCCGCUUAACCUAGCAAUCGCCUCUGAACUGCUUGACCACCUGGUCGCAGGUCACGAAACCUCAGGUAUCACCUUCACCUACAUGAUGUGGGAGCUGUCGCAACAUCCGGCGCUUCAGGCCAAGCUGCGAAAGGAACUACUCACCUUGUCUCCGUCUCUCCGAGACCUAGAGAUGGACGGAGAGAAUCCUCUCCCCUCACCUUCCGCUAUCGACGCUCUCCCCCUGUUGGACGCUAUGGUCCGGGAGACCCUCCGUCUUCACUCCCCAGCCCCAGCUCAACUCCCCCGCGUCACCCCCACUACAGAAAAAGGGACUUCCCUACACGGGUAUGACAAUAUCCCAGGCGGCGUGAGGGUUAGUUCAACGUCCUACUCCCUCCAUCGCAUCAGCGAUGUGUACCCUCGCCCGUUAGAAUGGCUACCACAACGGUGGAUCGACCCAGGCGACAAGAUUCACGAUAUGAGGCGGUUGUUCUGGCCGUUCGGGAGCGGUGGACGCAUGUGUCUGGGGAGUAAUUUCGCAUUGCAAGAAAUCAAAUUGGUAAUGGCGGCUGUGUACUCAAAUUACACGACAUCCAUCGUGGAUGACGAGGGCAUCGAGCAGGACUACGCGUUUAUUUCGCUGCCGCGCGGGCGGAAGCUGAUGCUGAAGUUUACCCCGGUCGAGGAAUGA
This is a messenger RNA of Penicillium verrucosum, 1500 nucleotides long. Its product is annotated as cytochrome P450. Gene Ontology annotation, molecular function: monooxygenase activity; iron ion binding; heme binding. The transcript has 2 exons. NCBI's taxonomy places the organism in Eukaryota, Fungi, Ascomycota, Eurotiomycetes, Eurotiales, Aspergillaceae. Bases 1 to 1500 code for a protein of 499 amino acids. The record is from RefSeq and is a predicted model, not a curated record.